Molecule: messenger RNA, 624 nt
Organism: Lachancea lanzarotensis
Lineage: Eukaryota; Fungi; Ascomycota; Saccharomycetes; Saccharomycetales; Saccharomycetaceae
Gene: ERP5
Product: LALA0S01e16336g1_1
Exons: 1
Coding region: 1-624 (207 amino acids)
Biological process (GO): endoplasmic reticulum to Golgi vesicle-mediated transport; intracellular protein transport; Golgi organization
Cellular component (GO): Golgi apparatus; endoplasmic reticulum-Golgi intermediate compartment; COPII-coated ER to Golgi transport vesicle
Source: RefSeq, a predicted model, not a curated record
AUGCUCUCUAGAAUUUUUCUGGUGUUGAUUUUGAGUGCUUAUACAUUUGCGCUUCACGUUUACCUGAGUAAUGGCGACGUGAAGUGCUUUUAUGAGCAUCUAGAGCCCAAAAACCUUCUUUGGGCUAAAUUCGAGACUGCGCUUGUCUCCGAUAAGAUUGUUUCCAACCCAGGUGUGGAGUUCAAUUUGAAUGUCACUGUGGAUGAAACUUUCGACAAUGGUCAUACCGCUUUGCGGCAGCGACUGACGUUCGUAGAUGAAAUUGUGUUCACCGCGCUUGAAAGCGGUGAGCACCGUAUUUGUUUGCGUUCUUCUAUACCAAACCCCGAUUACAAGCUAUGGGUCAAGCUGAAUUUCGACAUUUCUACGUUGCGCCUGCCUGAGGUGGAAAAUGCACAAAAAGCGAUAGAUGCAAGAGAUCGGGUUGGACGUUUGAUAACCCGUCUGGAAUCGUUGCGGAACAACCAGAGAGCAAUCAAAGCUAGCGAGAAAGCUGCCGAAGAUUACAGCAAUUUUGUGCAUUCCCGAGUGUUGUUUUGUUCGCUUCUUCAGUUUGCCGUUCUGACCAUCUCAUUUGCUGUGCAGUUUAGGGUACUAAAAAAGUUUUCCUGGCAUCGACACUAG